Cricetulus griseus (Chinese hamster) is the source of this 518-nucleotide messenger RNA. Lineage: Eukaryota; Metazoa; Chordata; Mammalia; Rodentia; Cricetidae. The record is from RefSeq and is a predicted model, not a curated record.
CAGGUGCAUCACCCGAUCCUUCUACCGGAACCUGGUGGGCGUUCUGUUGGUCUUUGAUGUGACCAACAGGGAGUCCUUUGAACACAUCCAGGCUUGGCACCAGGAGGUCGUAUCCUCUCAGGGCCCUGACAAGGUGAUCUUCCUACUGAUUGGUCACAAGUGCGACCUGAGCACCAGAUGUGUCUCCACCCAGGAGGCAGAGGAGCUGGCUGCCUCGCUGGGCAUGGCCUUCAUGGAGACCUCGGCCAAAAGUAACUGCAAUGUGGACCUGGCCUUUGACACUGUCACCAGUGCCAUCGAACAGGCCCUACAGCAGGGGGACAUCAAGCUGGAAGAGAACUGGGCAGGUGUCCGGCUCCUCCACAGAGCCCCCUGUCCCAGAUCCCCCAGCAGCAGAAAGCAGGACUCAGGCCCAUGCCAGUGUUGACUCUGGGAGAGAAUGGGUUCAAGUGGUGCCAGCCUCGGGUGCCCCAGUGACACUGGAGGGCAAAUGACAAAAAGACAACUAUCUCCUGACA